Messenger RNA from Penicillium lagena, 1434 nucleotides. Its product is annotated as ribose phosphate diphosphokinase subunit PRS1. Bases 1 to 1434 code for a protein of 477 amino acids. The transcript has 5 exons. NCBI's taxonomy places the organism in Eukaryota, Fungi, Ascomycota, Eurotiomycetes, Eurotiales, Aspergillaceae. Gene Ontology annotation, cellular component: cytoplasm; ribose phosphate diphosphokinase complex. Gene Ontology annotation, biological process: ribonucleoside monophosphate biosynthetic process; 5-phosphoribose 1-diphosphate biosynthetic process; purine nucleotide biosynthetic process. The record is from RefSeq and is a predicted model, not a curated record. Gene Ontology annotation, molecular function: ribose phosphate diphosphokinase activity; magnesium ion binding.
AUGCGGGGCGUCCAGAUCUUCUCGGGCACCUCUCACCCGGGCCUGGCAGAGACCAUCUGCGAGCGCCUGGGUACGGUGCCCGCCAAGGCAGACCUGGGUAAGUUCGCCAACGGCGAGACCAGCGUCAACAUCGGGGUGUCGAUCCGCAACCAGGACGUAUAUAUCGUCCAGAGUGGAAGCGAGAAGAUCAAUGAUAGUGUGAUGGAGCUUCUGAUUAUGAUCUCGGCGUGCAAGGGCGGCUCGGCGAAGUCGAUUACUGCGGUCAUGCCGUACUUUCCUUACUCGCGCCAGUCGAAGAAGAAGAGUCAUCGCGGUGCCAUUACCGCCCGCAUGCUCGCCAACCUGUUGACUAUUGCUGGCGUGGACCAUGUGAUUACUAUGGAUCUCCAUGCAUCGCAGAUGCAAGGGUUUUUCGGCAAGCCCGUGGACAACCUCUUCGCCGAACCGUUUAUCGCUCGCUGGAUCCAGAUGAAUGUACCCGGAUGGCGAGAAGCGGUGGUUGUGAGCAAGAACGCCGGCGGAACAAAGCGAGUAACUUCGCUGGCCGAUACGCUGAAACUCAAUUUCGGGAUCGUGACGACCGACCGCAGGCGACCGAAGGUGAAUACCAUGACGGAUAGUACGGUCUUCUUCGAUGCAGUGGACCAGGAUUCCCGCGUGCCGAAGGACCAACAGCCGUUUGAGUUGCACUUGCACAGCGCCGAGACGACGCCUCCCACUGCCAAUGCUGCACGGGCGCUGUUGCGUCCGGAGACUCCCCCUGCAGCUCGCCGUCCAUCGGAACUGGAGGCGGCAGAUGAGUAUACGGAUGUGCGGGCGCGGGACGUCAUCACGGGCCGUUUAGUGCAGGGCCACUUGGUCGAUGAUGACUAUCAUGCCGAGUCGGAGCCCGGGUCUGGCGGCACGACGCCUGGAGCAGGUACCUCUGGCGAGAACACGGAAGUGGUGCCGGAAACCAUGUUCAACUCAAUGAUAUCCAAUUCCUCCUCGCUGCCACCGGACCACGCCCUGGGCGGAUCCUUCGAUGCCGCAGAGUCGGACGAUGAGGGCAGCGUGGUUGGCAACGACCACCACGAGAAGACCAUUACCCUGGUUGGCGAGGUGCGCGAUCGGACAGUGUUUCUUGUCGACGACAUGAUUGACAAGAGCGGGUCGUGGAUCGCCGCCGCCGAAACGGUAGUCAAGCGCGGCGGCGCCCGCAGAGUCUACUGCAUUGCCACGCAUGGCCUCUUUGGAGCCGACUCGCUCGACCAAAUGGAGGCGUGCCCAUCUAUUGAUUAUAUUGUUGUGACCAACACCUUCCCGAUCUCGCCGGCGAUGCUUCGGCGGUCAAAGAAAUUGAUUGUCAUCGAUGUCUCGUCCUUGCUGGCCGAGAGCAUUCGGCGGCAUCACUAUGGCGAAAGCGUCUCGGCUCUUUUCCACCUUAAUGAUUGA